AUGAAAAAGAAGGACUCUCUGUCAUUUUCGGUUUUAAAGAAAUUUCACAAGUACCUGUACGGAAGACGAUUUACAAUCGUCACAGACCACAAGCCGCUGUUAGGCAUAUUCGGUGACACCAAACCUGCAAGCCCCAUGGCCUCUGCACGGUUAGCCAGGUGGCACAUGAUCCUCUCAGCCUACGACUAUGACAUCAUAUACAAGGAAGGUAAACAGCACCAGAAUGCAGACGCCCUUUCACGCCUACCCUUGACAGAUGAUCAAACAGUGUGGUCGCAUCAGAGUCUUGCAGAGCUGGAUGAGCAGCCUCCAGUUCAAAUCAACAUGCUGGAUAUUGACACAAGGCCAGUUGAAGCCGAUGAAGUCAGAAGAAUCACCAAAAGGGAUCCUGUUCUCGCAAGAGUAACAGCCUAUGUGAUGAAUGGAUGGCCAAACCCCAAGAACGUUCCACCAGAGCUCAAAGCCUUUGCGCAGAAGAAGGAGGAACUCUCGAUUGAGGAUGACAUCAUAUUAUGGGGGCAUAGAGUGGUCAUUCCAGACAACAAGCAGAUGAGACAAAGGAUCCUUGAUGAACUUCAUGGGACUCAUCCAGGCAUAGUCAAGAUGAAAGCACUUGCACGAUCCUUUGUAUGGUGGCCAGGCAUCGACAAAAUGUUGGAAGAGAAGGUGAAGACCUGUACAACUUGUCAGGAGCACCAGCGAAGCCCACCACCUGCCCCUAUCCACCCAUGGGAGUUCCCAGAACGUCCCUGGAGUAGGAUCCACAUCGAUUACGCCUACAUCGAUAACCAGAACGUGCUGAUUGUUGUUGACGCAUACACCAAGUGGAUUGAAGCUAUUAGAGUAGCACACGCCACUGCAGCUGCUACAGUCACUGCCAUGCGACGCCUGUUUGCAACGUAUGGUAUUCCAGAAACAGUCGUAAGUGACAACGGCACCCAGUUUGUCUCUGAAGACUUUUCGAACUUCCUGUUUAACAACAAUGUAGAACAUGUGCAAACAGCCCCAAAACACCCUCCAGCAAUGGCCUUGCGGAAAGGGCUGUGCAAACCUUGA
Molecule: messenger RNA, 1056 nt
Organism: Lytechinus pictus (painted urchin)
Lineage: Eukaryota; Metazoa; Echinodermata; Echinoidea; Temnopleuroida; Toxopneustidae
Exons: 1
Coding region: 1-1056 (351 amino acids)
Biological process (GO): DNA integration
Molecular function (GO): nucleic acid binding
Source: RefSeq, a predicted model, not a curated record